Westerdykella ornata is the source of this 2511-nucleotide messenger RNA. RefSeq names its product plastin-3. The transcript is spliced from 5 exons. The coding region runs from base 245 to 2200 and encodes 651 amino acids. NCBI's taxonomy places the organism in Eukaryota, Fungi, Ascomycota, Dothideomycetes, Pleosporales, Sporormiaceae. Gene Ontology annotation, molecular function: actin filament binding; calcium ion binding. Gene Ontology annotation, cellular component: cytoplasm; actin filament; actin filament bundle. The record is from RefSeq and is a predicted model, not a curated record. Gene Ontology annotation, biological process: actin filament bundle assembly; actin filament network formation.
UGUCUCUGCGCAAGACUAGAUGGAAGUUCUUUGAGUUCCAGGUUCUAAGUUUCGGUCUCCCUCCCCUCCCGGGUCGGCUCCGCAAAAAGGGGGAGAUGUUCAUUGCCAAGGCAGAAUUGCUUGGAGCAACGCGCAACCUGGAAAGCCUCAGCCAGGCAGAUAUCUAACCGUACUAUAUCCUCCGCCAUUCUCCCUUUCUCCUUUUUCCUUUAUUCCUUGAUUAAGCAUUCUCCCCCGGUCUGUCAUGAAUAUCAUCAAGCUUCAGCGGAAAUACCCGCAAUUCCAGCAAUCUGAAAUCUUCGGGCUUCAGGAUGCUUUCCGAAAACUCGACGUUGACGACAAGGGCUAUCUUGACGAGGCGACAGUCAUCAAGGCGACGCAGCAGUCCGAGCACCAGCCUUACGAUGUGGUCCGGCAGGCGUUGAAAGAGGUGGAGCUUGACAGCUCAAGGAGGGUAGAGUUGGAGGAUUAUGUAGAUCUCAUCGCAAAGCUCCGCCAGUCUUCCCCCGCCCAGCAGCGCUUGCACACCGGAGGUCGCGCAGGAGCUGGCGCCGGUCCCGGAAGCGCUCCCGUGACUCCCGGACACACCCAUAAAGGUAGUCAUGGAGGUGGAAAGAUUCAGGUCCAAGGAUCGUCUGCGAACGUAACCCAUACCAUCAAUGAGGAUGAGCGAACCGAAUUCACGCGGCACAUCAAUGCGGUACUGGCAGGCGACCCCGACAUUGGCGACCGACUUCCUUUCCCGACCGACACCUUCCAGAUGUUCGACGAGUGCAAGGACGGCCUCGUAUUGGCCAAGUUGAUCAAUGAUAGUGUGCCGGAUACGAUUGACGAGCGUGUACUGAACAGGCCGGGCAAGAAGAUCAAGUCGCUAAACGCUUUCCACAUGACGGAAAACAACAAUAUCGUCAUCGAAUCAGCGAAAGGCAUAGGCUGCUCAGUCGUGAACAUUGGCAGUGGAGACAUUAUUGAGGUUCGCGAACAUCUGAUUCUGGGCCUGAUUUGGCAGAUUAUCAGAAGAGGUCUGCUUGGUAAGAUUGAUAUUAAGCUGCAUCCCGAGUUGUACCGACUCUUGGAGGAGGAUGAAACGUUGGAGCAGUUCUUGCGGCUGCCGCCUGAGCAGAUCCUUUUGAGAUGGUUCAACUACCACUUGAAGAACGCCAAGUGGCAUAGAACUGUAACGAAUUUUUCGAACGACGUCAAGGAUGGCGAGAACUACACCGUGCUUCUGAACCAACUCGCCCCGGACCUCUGCUCUCGCGCUCCGCUGCAGCAACGUGAUCUCCUCCAGCGCGCCGAACAAGUCCUCCAAAACGCGGAUGCCCUCGGCUGCCGCAAAUUCCUGACACCCACCUCCCUCGUGGCUGGCAACCCUAAACUCAACCUCGCCUUCGUCGCCAACCUUUUCAACACUCACCCCGGUCUCGACCCAAUCACCGAAGAGGAGAAAGCCAACAUCGAAGACUUUGAUGCCGAAGGCGAGCGCGAAGCACGCGUCUUCACCCUGUGGCUCAACUCUUUAGACGUGCAACCCGUCGUCCAGUCUUUCUUCGAAGACCUGAAGGACGGCACCAUCCUCCUCCAAGCCUACGACAAAGUCAUUCCCGGUAGCGUAAACUGGCGCCACGUGAACAAACCCCCGCCAAGCGGCGGCGAAAUGAUGCGCUUCAAAGCCCUCGAGAACACAAACUACGCCGUCGAGCUCGGAAAACAGAACGCCUUCUCUCUCCCUGGUAUCCAGGGUGCAGACAUCACGGACGGCCAGCGCACACUUACCCUGGGUCUCGUAUGGCAGCUCAUGCGCAGAGACAUUGUCAACACGCUCCACGGCCUCGCGCAACGCCUCGGCAAGCGCGAAAUCUCGGACCAAGACAUGAUCAAAUGGGCCAACGACAUGGCGCGCAAGGCCGGCAAGGGCAGCCAGAUCCGCAGCUUCAAGGACUCGUCGCUCGGCAACGCCAUCUUCCUCCUCGACGUCCUCGCCGGCAUGAAGAGUUCCUAUGUCGACUAUGACCUUGUGGCUCCGGGGCGGAAUGACGAGGAUGCGUAUGCGAAUGCAAAGUUGGCGAUUAGUAUUGCGCGGAAGAUGGGGGCGACGAUCUGGCUGGUCCCUGAGGAUAUUGUGGCGGUGCAGAGUCGGCUGAUUACGACGUUUAUUGGGAGUUUGAUGGCGACGUAUGAGAGGAUGGGAGGGCAUUAGUGGAAGAUUGGUUGGGAAGUGAAGGGUUGUGUGGAGUGGGGUGGGCUGGGUGGACGGGAGUGAGAGCGGUUGCGUGUUUUUGAUUGUUCCUUCCCUACUUCUUGAGCCCUGUUAUGCUGCUGUUCCCUUGUUUUCAGUGGGCGAGAUGGCCUGGCGUAGAGGAAAAAAUCCAACAAGUAUAUAUACUGUUCGAACUGUGGUGUUCUUUUCUUCGGGGACCUGCAUGAAUGGAGACGUUCAGCUUGAAAUAGAUAGUAGAGUGACAGCGGCGAGGUCAACGUUGGAGGUUGAGGCUGCUAAUAAUCCUCGUA